Schistocerca piceifrons (Central American locust) is the source of this 1602-nucleotide messenger RNA. RefSeq lists its product as uncharacterized. The transcript has 7 exons. The coding region runs from base 116 to 1324 and encodes 402 amino acids. The record is from RefSeq and is a predicted model, not a curated record. NCBI's taxonomy places the organism in Eukaryota, Metazoa, Arthropoda, Insecta, Orthoptera, Acrididae.
ACCGCGCCGCCACUGUGCUCUCUACGGCUGUCGUCGCCCGGGCUGCGCGCAGACCAGCCGCCGGCUGUUUUCGAAACACACCCGUCCGCACUCACAAGGUGAACGGAGAGCGGCGAUGAGCGUCAACUCGAGCGCGGCGGGCCGGCGUUCCACGAGCGUCAGCGCCAGCGGCAGCGGCAGCGCCAGCGACAAGCGCGCCAGCUUCCAGAGCCACGAGGCGCGAGACAGCUUCAAGAGCCUGCACACCAGCCUCGAGGACGGCUCCAGCUCGGGCCACGGUGGUGGCGAUGGUGGCUGCAGCGAGGGCGAAGGCGGCAUGUCGCCGCGCAUACCGCGCAAGUUCAUCUCCAACUGGCGGCACGCCUGCGACCGCACCAGGGACCGCACCAAGGAGCUGCUGCGCCGCUGGCGGACCAUGCCCGACGGGCCGGGCGGUGCGCCGGGACACUGCGAGGACGACGGGUUCGCCGAGGGCGAUGUGGAUGCCGAGGGCUGCGCGCGCCGCUCCAAGGACCACGGCUGGACCGUGCACGUCUGGGCAACGUGGGUUGAAAGGAACACCAGUGAAGAUGAGACUACGGAGAACACAGAGGAGCUGAAGAACUGUCUGUCAGAUACUCAGAGGGAAAAAUUUACUCACUUUUUCACUCACCUUUUGGAUACGGACAGAGACAACAAAAUAUCAGAACAAGACUUCGAUCUUCUUAGCGAGCGAUUGCGUCACUUUGCUGACUGGUCAACAAAUUCUCCAGAGUUUCACAUUCUCCAUGAAGUGCAAAAUGGCUUUGUAGAUACAUUUAUUAAAUCCAAUCUGUGCAAUAAGCGUUUUCUGGACACUACAUCAGAUGACAGUGAGACAGUGAGUCUUGAUCAUUGGCUCAUACAGUGGAGUAAAUUAGUGAAAACUGCCCAGAACUUGUAUGACUUUCCUCUCUGGCUGCAAUACUUUGCAAAAAUUAUUUUCCUUGUAAUGAACAGAAGUGGGUCCGGGAUCAUCUCAAAGGAUGAGCUCAGAAUAUUCUAUUCAUCUUUUCUUGGGUUUGAAAAAAAGGCUAUAGAUGAAUUCAUUGACUUGGCAUACGACAAUCUGACCUCGAAUGGUGACUACAAACUCCGCUACUCAAUUUAUCGUUUGUGUUUCUCGAAUUUCCUGUUAGGCCGUUUUCCUCAUGGUCCUGGCCAGUUCUUAUUUGGAACAUACGAAGGAGAAACUAAAUACUCAGCAAUGUUCCCAAUUGACUAUAGUGCAAUGAACAGCCCACCUGAAGCACUUGAACAAUAUAGUCCACACAAGAAGAGCAAUAGGCACUCAGUUAUUGUGUAAAGCACAAUAUUAACAUAAACAAGGUUUGAAUAUGAAAUGUAUAAGCAUAAACAUAAUGAGCUUUAUGUUUUUUGUGAAACUGAUAAAUGUUUUACAGAUUUCCUAAAAAAUUGCCUAAGCGAUAGACAAGACAAUCUCUGUAAAAGACUGUUGUUGUGUGAGCAUUGAGGUGAUGAACUAUCGUUACCAAAAUGAAUAAUCACUUGUUGAAGUGUUUGGUGCAAACUGGUUUCUCAUUCUGGAAGCUAACAGAAUAAAACAAACACUGACUUCUGUAA